AUGACGACUACUAGAACACAUUCAAUCUUUGAAUUUUUUGACCACGAUAAUAGAGAAGAAGACUCAACAACCACGAUGACUUCUAGACCAUACAGCAUACCGGAAACAAAUAAUGACCGUGAAUACAUCGCAAAUUCGCACGAUGAACUAAUGUCAACCUUAUCAUCGACUUCGAUCAACUCAUUAUUCGAUAUAGACUCCCCUUUCCAUUCAAACCAUACUCAGCCGGGAACAUCAACAAUCACACCAGCAUUAUCAAGACACAGUUCAAUUAAAAGUAGACAAAAUAUGACCAACUUGCCCAAAUUUCAUGAACAGGAAUUCACAAACAAACUUCAAACAAAGUUGAAGAUCGAAGAAGGGUUGCAGAAUCUAAAAGUGGAACCCACCAUUCAAUCUAUCGCCCAAGAAGUUGAACAAAAAUCACCAAAACACCAGGCCAAAGUAGUUGUAUUGUUGGUGGGACUACCUGCAAGUGGUAAAUCUACUUUAUGCCAUCAAAUCAAAGAUUUCAUCAACUCAACAACCAAAUAUAAAUGCGGAAUCUAUAAUGCUGGAGAUGUCCGCCGAAGAAAAUCGCUAAUUUUCAAUGACUCUGAUUUCUUUGAUCCCAAUAAUGAGUCAGCAAAGAGGAAUCGUGACUUGUAUGCCACGAUCACAUUGAACCACUUGUUGUCGGAUCUUGAUAAUACAGUUGAUAUCGGAUUACUAGAUGCAACAAACACCACCAUCGAAAGAAGACAAAAAAUGUUGUCCAUCAUUCAUUCCCACAAUUUGGCCACCGUCGUUCUUGAAGUUCAAAGCAAAUACCAUGACUACAACAUCGUCAAAGGCAAAGUACACAAUGCAGAUUACAUCAAACAGGACAGGACAGCAGCAAUAAAUGACUUUAAGAGAAGGCUACAGCACUAUAAGAAAGUGUAUGAGCCUGUAAGUUGGGAAGAACUAGAUGAACGCGAUGAUCAAGUUCAGGCAUUCAUUAAAUGUGUUGAUGCCGGCGAAGAUUUUGAAUUAAUCAAGAACAAACAAGUAGAGGAGAAGGAACUAGAGGCAGAAAAUAAUGGCGUUAAAGAGAAUGAAUUUUGGUAUUUCAAAGUGUUGCAACAGUUUAUUGAUCAAUAUGACGAACUGUUUGGUAUUGAGUACCGAAAAAAGGUUAAUGAUUUUUAUUCAAAGGGACAAGGGAAAAGGGAAUAA
Lodderomyces margitis is the source of this 1197-nucleotide messenger RNA. RefSeq names its product 6-phosphofructo-2-kinase. The record is from RefSeq and is a predicted model, not a curated record. Gene Ontology annotation, molecular function: ATP binding; 6-phosphofructo-2-kinase activity. The transcript has a single exon. The coding region runs from base 1 to 1197 and encodes 398 amino acids. Gene Ontology annotation, cellular component: cytosol. NCBI's taxonomy places the organism in Eukaryota, Fungi, Ascomycota, Pichiomycetes, Serinales, Debaryomycetaceae. Gene Ontology annotation, biological process: fructose 2,6-bisphosphate metabolic process; fructose metabolic process.